Molecule: messenger RNA, 1252 nt
Organism: Carassius auratus (goldfish)
Lineage: Eukaryota; Metazoa; Chordata; Actinopteri; Cypriniformes; Cyprinidae
Product: probable serpin E3
Exons: 8
Coding region: 1-1236 (411 amino acids)
Biological process (GO): negative regulation of endopeptidase activity
Molecular function (GO): serine-type endopeptidase inhibitor activity
Source: RefSeq, a predicted model, not a curated record
AUGCAUCAGCUGUCUGUUACGUCCCUGUUGCUCUGUUUGUGGCUGCUGGAGCGCUGCCAUGGCAACAAUCACAAUGAUCAGCACACACAGUUUGGCAUCAGCCUCUACCAAACACUCACAGAGAUGGAGAACAACUCCAACCUGAUCGUGUCCCCAGCCAGCGUCUCAUUGUGUCUGGGUCUUCUGCAGUUCGGUGCCCGGGGAAACACUCGUGCCCAACUUGAGGAAACCCUGGGAUAUGACGUGAAUGAUGCUCGAGUGCAGGACAUUCUGUCUCAGCCACAAGGAGACCUGGGUAAUUCCAGUGAUAGGGUGCGGCUUCAGCUUGCCAACGCCUUAUUUGUCCACAGUGGUGUGAAACUCCUGCCAGAAUUUACCCAGCAUGCCUUGGGAUGGGGUAACAGUAGUCUACUGAGUGUAAACUUCAGUAAUCCAAACCACACUCAUAGUCGGCUACAGCAAUGGACACGUUCCCAGAGUAAAGCUGAUGACCAUCUCCAGACAAAAGAGGAGCAGCUUCAGUCCAGUGAGUCCCAUGAAGAGGACUCCAGGCAAGUCAGUUUACUGCACAUGGCCCUUCUGAGCACAGUGGUGUUUCACGGUGCCUGGCAGAAACAAUUUCUCUUCACUGACACCCAGAAUCUGCCCUUCAGUCUCUCAGAUGGCAGCACAGUCAAAGUCCCGAUGAUGUACCAGUCAACUGAAGUCAAUAUUGGGCAUUUCCGCCUGCCGUCCGAGCAGGAGUACACAGUGCUGGAGCUUCCGUACUUGGAUCGCUCACUCAGGCUACUGGUGGCCUUACCUAGUGACCGGAAAACCUCUCUUUUCCAGCUGGAAAAGCAGCUCACGGCCCGUGCUUUGGGACUGUGGGAUACUGGAUUAAGACGCACUAAGAUGGAUAUAUUUCUGCCCAGAUUUAAGAUGCAGAGCAGGUUCAAUCUGAAGCCUGUUUUACAGUCUCUUGGUGUGUCUGAUGUCUUCAGUCCCUCAGCUGCUGAUUUUAGAGGCAUUUCAGAUGGAGAAGGGCUUUUUGUAUCAGAGGCUUUCCAUGAAGCAAGAAUAGAAGUGACAGAGGAAGGGACAAAAGCAGCUUCAGCUACAGCAAUGGUGCUACUGAAAAGAUCCCGAUCAGCGGUUUUCAAAGCAGAUCGACCAUUUCUCUUUAUCUUACGGCAGAUGAGUACAGGGUCAUUGCUGUUUAUAGGUCGAGUUCUGAAUCCAGCCGAGAUGUCUUGAGAUGAUCCAAGCAAAC